This is a messenger RNA of Cynocephalus volans (Philippine flying lemur), 1335 nucleotides long. RefSeq names its product lipase I (gene LIPI). Gene Ontology annotation, molecular function: glycerophospholipase activity; carboxylic ester hydrolase activity. Gene Ontology annotation, biological process: lipid catabolic process. Bases 88 to 1335 code for a protein of 415 amino acids. The transcript has 9 exons. The record is from RefSeq and is a predicted model, not a curated record. Lineage: Eukaryota; Metazoa; Chordata; Mammalia; Dermoptera; Cynocephalidae.
AAUAAAAGACCAUGCCUUGAAUUCUCUCAGCUAAAGCUAAAGGAUUCCUUCAGAGAUUUAUUUAUUCCCAGGAUAGAGGUAAUUCUGAUGUUGUAUACAAGGAACAACCUAAACUGUGCUGAGCCCGUGGUUGAGCACAAUAACUCACUUAAUGUUAAUUUCAACACACAGAAGAAAACAGUCUGGCUGAUUCAUGGAUACAGACCAAUGGGCUCCACCCCAUCGUGGCUUCAAAAAUUUCUAAGGAUUUUGUUGAAUAAAGAAGAUAUGAAUGUAGUUGUAGUAGACUGGAACCGGGGUGCUACAACUUUUAUUUAUAGUAGAGCAGUUAAAAACACGAGAAUAGUUGCUGAGAGUUUGAGCGGGCACAUUCAAAAUCUUUUGAAGCAUGGAGCAUCUCUUGACAAUUUCCAUUUCAUAGGUGUGAGCUUAGGGGCUCAUAUUAGUGGACUUAUUGGAAAGAUAUUUCAUGGUCAACUUGGAAGAAUAACAGGUCUUGACCCUGCUGGGCCAGAGUUUUCUGGAAAACCAUCAGAGAGCAGAUUGGAUUACACUGAUGCAAAGUUUGUGGAUGUCAUCCAUUCUGAUGCCAAUGGUUUAGGCAUUCAAGAGCCCUUGGGACAUAUAGAUUUUUAUCCAAAUGGAGGAAAUAAACAACCUGGUUGUCCUAAAUCAAUUUUUUCAGGAAUUGAAUUUAUUAAAUGUGACCACCAGAGAGCAGUUCAUUUGUUCUUGGCAUCUUUGGAAACAAACUGUAGUUUUAUUACAUUUCCUUGUCAUUCAUACGAAGAUUACAAGACUAGUUUAUGUGCAGACUGUGACAGCUUUAAGGAAAAAUCAUGUCCUAGGCUAGGUUAUCAAGCUGAGCUAUGGAAAGGCAUUUUAAAAGAAAGAAUGGAAAGAAGACAUUUUAGAACCACUGCGUUUUUGGAUACUAGUGGCACAUAUCCAUUCUGUACCUAUUAUUUUGUUCUCAGUAUAAUUGUUUUGGAUAGAACUAUGAAGUAUGGCAAUAUUUCAUUUACAUUACUAAACCAUCUUGGAAUGGUUGAAAAGCCAAGGCUCUAUGAGAAGAACAAACCAUUUUAUAAACUUCAGGAAGUCAAGAUUCUUGCUGAAUUUUUCAGUGAUGUUGUAAAUAUUUCAAGCAUUGGUUUGAAAUAUUUCCAGAGUUCAAAUCUGCAAUGUUCCACCUGUGAAUAUAGGAUCCACAGUCUCAUGUUAAAAUCACUUACGUAUCCAGAAAGACCACCUAUUUGCAGGUAUAACUUUGUAGUUAAAGAAAAGGAGGAAGUAUUUCUUAAUCCAGGCACAUGUAUACCAAAGAAAAUAUAA